Messenger RNA from Homarus americanus (American lobster), 738 nucleotides. Its product is annotated as extensin-like. Bases 1 to 738 code for a protein of 245 amino acids. The transcript is spliced from 2 exons. NCBI's taxonomy places the organism in Eukaryota, Metazoa, Arthropoda, Malacostraca, Decapoda, Nephropidae. The record is from RefSeq and is a predicted model, not a curated record.
AUGCCAGCUGACUUUAUCAAAGACCUGACACCUGACCACACCUACACCCGGGGCCACACCUUCACCCCAGCCUCACACGGGGCCACACCUUCCACCACAGCCUACACACGAGGGCCACCUUCCUACAGCCUACACGGGCCACCUUCACCCCAGCCUACACGGGGGCCACCUUCACCCCAACCUACACGGGGCCACACCUUCACCACAGCCUACACACGGGCCACACCUUCACCACGCCUACACGGGGCCACACCUUCACCACAGCUACACUCGGGGCCACCUUCACCCCCAGCCUCACACGGGGCCACACCUUCACCACAGCCUACACACGGGGCCACACCUUCACCCCAGCCUACACACGGGGGCCACACCUUCACCCCAGCCUACACACGGGGCCACACCUUCACCACAGCCUACACACGGGGCCACACCUUCACUAGCUACACACGGGGCCCACACCUUCACCACAGCCUACACACGGGGCCACACACCUUCACCACAGCCUACACACGGGGCCACACCUUCACCCCAGCCUACGAGGUACAGCACCACAGCCUACACACGGGGCCACACGCCCCAGCCUACACGGGGCCACGCCUACCACAGCCCUACCUCGGGCCCUUCACACCCCAGCCUCCACACGGGGCCACACCUUCACCACAGCCUACACACGGGGCCACACCUUCACCCCAGCCUACACACGGUAGCUCAGUUGUUGUACUUGACAGCCGGGAGUGA